Molecule: messenger RNA, 1304 nt
Organism: Amoebophrya sp. A25
Lineage: Eukaryota; Dinophyceae; Syndiniales; Amoebophryaceae
Source: the annotation of a GenBank genome assembly
UGAAACGGUGCGGGACGAAACCCGAGAGGUUCUGUCGCGCCACCUCAUGGAUACAAACUACUACUAUCGCGAAAAUCUGCGGGCUGCUACUGGUCCGAGAAAAUCAACCUGAGCCCAGACAGAUGGGUGCGCCUCAUGGCAUCAAAGAUGUUGAGAUUUUCUAGUGCAUGUGUAGCGACAAAGACGACUACAAAAUAAACAAAAAUGGCAUCUUCAUGAUUUGCGGAUCGUACCUCGUAGUCGUGGACAUGCCUAGAGCCCUAGAGCUAGUCAAGGCACCACGAUGAAGAGUCCAUGUUUAUCUUCGUCGUGGCGCCCUCUAUUGUAGAAGUCAGUAAAUCAUUCAAUAUGUAGGGUUAGUGAAAAUCUAGGAACAUACGUACUGGUACUAUCACGACCACUACCUACUUCUCGCUCUCCACGGUGCCGUUUGCACAGUCUGCUUUCUUUGUAUGUCGAGAAUUCGGCCUUCUUGUAGUUUUUACACGUUGUAGAGGUAGCGCUGAUCAACACACGUUCAGGCGGCAUGAUGAAGCGUUGUCAACUCCACUAGCUGGCUGUUUUCUGAUCGUGAUCAUUUAAUAUCCUCAUGCUUCUUUUCUUUUCCUACCCGUGUGCGUAUUAAUGCUGACCAAGAGCAAUUGAGAAAACUGAAAAACAACAGCCUUUGCAUGUGGUACUAAAUUUUUUCCAAAAGUCGUGGUUGGAGGUAUAAUCUCCGUGUCUGGCGCGUGGAGGGAGUUGUGGCGCCGUAAUAUAUUGAGCGCGGCUAAGUCUUAAUAGUAGUAAGACUAAGAUUCAAGUCAUAGGAGACUUCUUGAAUUGAGAAGAGUCAAGUCAUGGAACUAGUAGGGCCUGAAAUGUAGCGCACAAGAAGAAGAGAAGGAAAGCAUUGGCGACGUUGUUGGUGUCCAUCGCUUUACACAGUUGUGAAUGCGAGUAGGUCUGUACUAUUACUUGGUCUGACGUCCACCACGAUCGGAGAUAUGACUCACUGGCGUCCACCCGAUGAAAAAAAUGUAGAACAUCGAGACACAAAGCUCUUCACCAUCACGAUCACCGCUUGUCAUGAGAGUGUGAGUAUAGAGGCUAGAAGUAGCACGUUUUCUUUGAGGAGCAGGGUUCCAAGUUGGUCAAGUUGCUCUUGUCCUUUAACCUUCUUUUUUUUAUUCGCAGUAUUACUGAUAGCACACGCGGCAUAUCUUCAGCAUCACGGAUCUGAAGUAGGCGGCUAUCUUGCCCUUGUCAGGUUUGGCAUGCUCAAAGCAUUCACCAGAAAACUGCCCUCCAGCUGCACUGUGUAG